Haplochromis burtoni (Burton's mouthbrooder) is the source of this 19186-nucleotide messenger RNA. RefSeq names its product BCAS3 microtubule associated cell migration factor (gene bcas3). The record is from RefSeq and is a predicted model, not a curated record. Gene Ontology annotation, cellular component: cytoplasm. The coding region runs from base 122 to 2662 and encodes 846 amino acids. Gene Ontology annotation, molecular function: protein binding. NCBI's taxonomy places the organism in Eukaryota, Metazoa, Chordata, Actinopteri, Cichliformes, Cichlidae. Gene Ontology annotation, biological process: autophagy; response to starvation. The transcript is spliced from 24 exons.
CGCAAAUCUAGUCUGUUUGUGUUUUGACUGUUUUUUGCAGAGAGCUUCAGAGCACCACGAAGUGUACACACAAGGAGACUGUCAGCGUUCAGCUCCUCGAAUAUCAAACCAAAAGGACAAAAUGGCCUCGGACUCUCCGCGCAGACCGAGUCGUUGUGCUGGGGGGGUUUUGGUGCGAGCACAAGCUGCUACGGAGCAGUCUUACAUGGAGAGUGUUGUGACCUUUCUGCAGGAUGUAGUACCUCAGGCAUAUACUGGGGCUCCACCCACUGAUGAGAAAGAGAAAAUCAUUUGGGUUCGAUUUGAGAAAGCUGACAUUAAUGACACUGCACGCAACCCAGAGUUUAUGGAGAUGCACAGUGGCACUACUGACCCUCCACUCUGCCUCAUGAUUGGCUAUACUGAUGGAAUGCAGAUCUGGAGCGUAUCUCUGGCAGGAGAAGCUCAAGAGCUUUUCUCAGUGCGACAUGGUCCAGUGCGAGCUGCUCGGAUUCUGCCAGCUCCUCAUAACAGUCCUGUAAAGCUGGACAGUUUUGCUGACAAGAGGCCCCUCCUUGGGGUCUGCAAGAGCACGGGGUCCUCUGGGACAAGCCCCCCCUACUGCUGCGCUGACCUGUAUUCGCUAAGGACGGGGGAAAUGGUUAAAUCAAUUCAGUUCAAGACGCCUAUCUAUGACCUCCACUGCAACAAACAUAUCCUUGUUGUGAGCCUGCAAGAGAAGAUUGCAGCAUUUGACAGCUGCACAUUCACCAAGAAGUUCUUUGUUACAAGCUGCUAUCCCUGCCCCGGCCCCAGCCUCAAUCCAAUAGCUCUGGGAAGCCGUUGGCUAGCCUAUGCUGAGAACAAGUUGAUAAGAUGUCACCAGUCUCGUGGAGGAGCCUGUGGUGACAAUGCACAGUCUUAUACCGCCACAGUGAUCAACGCUGCCAAAACUUUAAAAACAGGUCUGACGAUGGUCGGUAAAGUUGUGACCCAGCUAGCAGGCACCAUACCGGCAAGCACUCCAGACGAGGAGGGCACAUCUCACAGUGCAAGCCGUCGCAGCCCACACAACCCCGGUGUGGUCACCAUUAUUGACACACACAGUGUUGGAGAAGGACAGGUCUUGGUGAGUGAGGACUCGGACGGUGAAGGAGUGGUGGCUCACUUCCCAGCUCACGACAAACCUAUAUCCUGCAUGCAAUUCAACCCCAGUGGAAUGCUGCUGGUAACUGCUGACACCCUGGGACAUGACUUUCACGUCUUCCAGAUCCUCACCCACCCGUGGGCAUCUUCGCAGAGUGCCGUUCACCAUCUCUAUACGCUGCAUCGUGGGGAGACCGAAGCCAAGGUACAGGACAUGUGUUUCAGCCAGGACAGUCGCUGGGUAGCCGUCAGCACCCUCCGUGGCACCACGCAUGUAUUUCCCAUCAACCCCUACGGCGGUGCACCGUGUGCCCGGACUCACAUGUCCCCACGUGUGGUAAACCGGAUGUCGCGCUUUCAAAAGAGCGCUGGAUUGGAGGAGAUUGAACAGGAGCUGAACAGGGCAGCUGCUUUAGGAGGAGGAGCAGGAAGUCUCGCAGGAAGUGGCUGCAUCUUAGGUGGAGGAGGCAUCGGUGGGCGCUGUAGCCCCAUACCUGGCCUGUCCAGUAGCCCCUCAGGGUCUCCAUUACAUGCCAAACUGAGCAGCCAGGAUUCGUACAACAAUUUCACCAAUAACAACAUGGGGAACCCGCGGCUCAUCCCAUUGCCCAGCCUCACUGUGGUGCUGCCUUUGGCUCAGAUCAAACAGCCCAUGACCCUGGGCACCAUCACCAAGCGCACAGGACCCUACCUCUUUGGGGCGGGAUGUUUUGCCAUUAAAACUCCAUGCAAAUCUAAGCCACCCCCCCAGAUCUCACCGAGCAAGUCCAGCGGAGGAGAGUUCUGCGUGGCGGCCAUCUUCGCGUCACCUCGCUCCUGGUUCAUCACUAAUCCCAACAUAAAAAGAGAGAAAGAUCAGUCCAGGCAGUCGGUUGUGGACUCGCUGUACGUAGUCAGUUGCUAUGGUAACUUGGUGGAGCACGUCUUGGAACCUCGGCCAUUAAGCACGUCACAAAAGAUAAGCGACGAUACACCGUUAGAACUCAACACCUGUCCAAGGGCCUGCUGGAUUCUAGCCAGGACUCCACAGUGGAAUGAGCUGCAGCCACCUUUCAACUCCAAUCAUCCUUUGGUGUUGGCCUCAGAUCUAGUGCAGUACUAUCAAUAUCUCCUGGCUGCUGUACCCCCAGGAAGCCCCGGCCCAAUCACACGUCACGAGUCAUCCGACAGUCUGGAAUCAGACCACAGUGGCCAGGAGGAUGAGGAGUGGCUCUCUCAGGUGGAGAUUGUGACUCAUACAGGCCCCCAUCGGCGGCUGUGGAUGGGCCCCCAGUUUCAGUUUAAGACAAUUCAUCCUUCAGGCCAGACCACAGUCAUCUCCUCUUCAUCCUCGGUGCUUCAGUCCCAGGGCCCCAGCGAUGUUCAGCAGCCCCUUCUGGACUUUGACACAGACGACCUGGACCUCCACAGCCUCAGGAUCCAGCCAGUACGCUCAGAGCCUGUCAGCAUGCCCGGCUCAUCGCGGUUGGUGGCUGAUCGUCGUGGCCAGUCCAACAUCAUGGAUGCAGGAUCAGGUCAGUGUUCUUUCAUUUUAUGAGAUUACCAAAUGAAACUGACGGCGAGGUCUCUGUGAAAUCCCUUUGAAACGGAGAGGUCGUGAGGCUGCCCUUUAAUUGUGCUUUUAAUGGUGACCCCUUGGUGCCCCAGUGUAAAUAAAAGUGUCAGACAAUAAAGCCAUCACGCCAAUGCCACUAUUAUCAAAUAAUGCUUAAAGCCUUUAUGUUUAUGGUUUAGACGACCUCUUGCUGCGUUAUUACCUGACACUUCACGUUUCAGAAAGAAAUUUCCUGUAUUAACUUCUCAGAGUUGCACAGACCAGGGUCCACAUUUCUUUAUCUCUGCAUUGCUGAGGCAGUGAGCAAGAAGACAAUAAGUAUUAUGUUGUUUCUUAGCCUCAUUUUGUACAUAUAUGCUCAGUUUCGUAAUAUUUUACUAUGAAAUCAAUAAAAUGCUGUUCAGUUAUUCGCCUUAACGUAAGCAGAGUUUCAAUCACUGGAGCGCUGGGAACGCCCGCCUUCCCCGUGUCCUCAAUGAUGGCUACACCCCUGCUGUUAGUAAUAUUUACUAAAGUGUAUAAAAACAAUAGACAGUUUCUACUGGCAGCUUUGGUCAAACUGAGUGUGCAAAGCACAGAUGUAAGUCGGCAGGUACAGUAUUUAAAUCCCUGUGCUGGUGAUGUCAUUCGUGCACAUUCCCACAACAUGAGCAGCGUUGCGUGUUCUUCUAGGCGCAUAUAGCUUUAUUGCUCCAUUCGUCACUGCCAGUAUUUCGGGGGGGUUUUCACACUCCCAAGGUGAAUAGGAAUGAGUGAUGGCCAAUAGGCUCAGCUUUCUUCAAUCUUCCUCUUCUCCCUCUAUUCCGUGAGAAACUCAGGGAGGAUGAGGGAAGUGGGGCUCCUCAUCAAUCCAUCCACAGAGAGAGAGAGUGACGGGGUUCUGAGGAAGAGAAGGUGUGGGAGGCUCGGUUUAGCCAAGGGGAGUCCCAGCAGCGAUCCACGCACACUCGCACACACGUACACGUACACAGAGGAAGAAUAACACCCAUAUAUCUGGCGCGUCAACAACCGGCCUCUGUUUGCACAGCGCUGACACCGGCACAGCCAAACUGCUACUGGAGUUUCUCAUCACACGUUCGGUGCUGUUUGUGUGUGUAGGUGCACAACCGGGCGCUUUGAUUCUGUGUGUGUUGCCACGCAUUUCCAUCUGUAUUUGUUUUUCACGAGCACGAGUGUUGGCUGCCCCCAGGUGUGUGUGCGUGAGAGCGUGCGCGCGUGCCAGAUGGCAAAGUGGAUCUGUCCACAUCGGUCCACACUGGAAUAUUGUCAUAGCCACAGUAGGGAGUUCUUUUGUGCAUAUGGUUGUUUGGAGUUAUUUUAUUUAAUGCUGUUUGAAAUAUUUUUUUUGUCUCUUUCUGCCAAAUAUACGCAACUAAUACAUAUUUGCAAACCUUGACACCAACACCGUCUUCACUACCACUUUAACUGGGAAUCGCACUAACUCGUGCUGUGUUGCCCACAGUACCAGACUGUGCAGUCCUACAUAAACUGCAGUCCAGUUUAAAAACGUGUCCGUCAAUCAGUCUCUGGUUUUUUAUCCACUUCUGUCUAAGCAGAGUGUUUUUUUGCCACGUUUGCUAACUUUUGUUUAGUUUACUGGAUUGACGUAAAGUGCAACCAUCAGGAGUCUUAAAUUCACGACUCUGGUGAGUGAAAUCCUUCUAGUGAAAAUAUCUGAAGCUGUCACUGAUGCUUUUGUCCCGCCCCCUUUGACAGCUUUGCUUCAAUGCAAACAUUGUGCCACAAGCUGUGUCCGUCUUCUCAUUUAGUUUUGUUUUUGUCGAGACAGUCUCCUUUUUUCGGUAUGAUGAACGAUCAGCAGCUAAUCUUCUGUCGGUCUCUCUUUCUCUAACUGGACUGCUGCCCACCUCUCCUCUGUGCGGAUUUAGCAAGCUACAGAUCUCCCGAUUGGAGGCGAGAUUGCCUUUUUGACAGAUGAGGUGGAAACGUCUGCUUUUUUUUCUGAGAAGUAUUAAGUCUGGUAUGUUUUGUGCACUUUGCAUGCAAAGAAUUUGGCUCUAGUUUGUGGAUAACAUCCAGAGCUACUGAGCCUUUUCUUCUUCGAAAUUCUGUGAAGUGCAAUGAAUACUUCAGUUGAAGAUCUUGCAAAGUCAUCCCCUUCGAGGCUGCGAGAAGGAACUCUGUAACUUAUUGCCCUUAAAAAAAGAAAUCACUUAGCUCUCUGUUUGAUCUCCUUUGUGAAAUAUGCCGCCAGACAGCGUUUCACAUAAUCCCGCGCCGUUCGUAGCCGACGACGGGCCUUAUGACUGCAGUAAAUUACAAAAUGGCCGACCUAAGCAGAGGAGCUAGAAAAGUAGAAGAAGAGGGAGGGAAAGGAUGGCAAAAACACACUUUGGUAAACUAGCGUCUCCCCCACCUCUGCUCCAGCUCCCUGGGAUCAAACAAGAGGGAGGAUUUGGACGAGUAAAUCAUUUCCUUCAAGUGGUGAACUCUCAGGGCCAGCAGAAUGAGUCAGACGUGUGUGUUCAUAUCAAGUGGAGGCAUCGCAGUAACACUUUGCCAGAAAGCCUUUCUGCUUUUCUCUCACACUCUUCCUCAAAUGAUGGAAAAUGUUGGACUUUGAAGUUCCGAUAAGGAAAAUUCAUCACAUUCUCUCUGGCUGCCUUUGCUGGUGAAACCAUUACAUCUACCGAUGUUUAUUGGGCGGUGCCCCGAGUCACCGAGUAGAAAAACAUCCUUUCAUCUUACCAAAGAAAAAUUAUUAGCCAAGCGUUUCAAAACCCUUUGGCACAAUGCUCCGCAUUCAUUUAUUAUUAACCUUCGAGGCUAAAAAGGAAGGGUUACGCUAAUUUAGUUUGUAUUUUUAAGGGGAUUUUUCUGCACGUGAGCAAAAAUGUGAGGUCAUAAUUAAUUAAGGUAACAGAGAGGUUUAGAAAACAGCUGCAUCCUCACCUGUAGCAGGAACAUUGUAUCCAAGUCUGAUUGUUGAUUCGUGGCCUCACUCUGACAUUUGGCAGAGAUUCCCCUCCCUGUCUGCGAAUCACUGCAGCUAAUAUUACAGUCACUCUGAAGAUUGAACUUGUGACAUUUAUAGCCGUGCUGUGAUAUUAUUGUACCAGUGUGUUCAGAGCAACCCCUCCUUUGGAAACAGCCCCUGUUUUUGCUUUUACAGCUUCACCUAGCACUUCUGCCCAUCUUAUAAAACUCCCUGCGUUUGCGUGUGAGCGUGUCAGAUGUGGGAAUGUUUUAUCUUUCCUCAGUUAUCCUUUUUCACUUAAUGACUAUUCCUCUGGACGCCACAGCCAGACGUUGUGUUAAAAGUUUCCUCCUCUGAGGUGUAAUGCAAUCUUGCCACGGUCAAAGAGCCUGACAGGGCUGGAGACACUGGUGUGUGUGCGUGUGUCAGUAAGACUGGGGCCUGUCACUAUGUGCUCGACAAAGCAGUAGCAGUGUGUCCACGGCGCAGUACUUUGACUCCAUGCGUUUGUGUUGCUUUGUUUAAUCUUGCUUACCUGCAAGUGUGUGUGUGUGUGUGCACGUGUGUGUUUCUGGUUUGAGGUUAUUGUGAGCGCCGGGUGAAAAGAAGCAGAGCCUGGAUCUGCUUUCUAUCACACCGAUCUGCUGAGGGCCAAAAAAGACCCGACUUCUCACACACAAACAGGCGCACACACCUAUUCAUGCACGGUUGAUUAAACCAGCCAAUAGUCAAACAGAACAAGAAGGCACGACUAAAAAAUCGCUGGGCUGCACAUGCAGGGCACAAACACUCCAACUGCACCUGGUUUAAAAAUAGAUUUCACGCAGUGUUGUUUUGUAAUCUGCAAUAAUCCCAAAACAAUCCAUACUAAGAAAUAUCUGCAAGUCUCACACAGCGUUGUACAUCAAAUCCAUACAAUUAGUCUAUUCAUCGGUUUUAGUCGUGAAUUUUGAAUUAUGUUUUCAUUUUAUAAACUUUUAGUAUAAUAUCUAAAAUCUAAAUCUUUAAUUAAUUAACUUAAAUUAUGUUAAUGAAUUGAACUUGUCUGAAAGAUGUGGCAAAAUGACAGGAAGUAAAUGUUACUUUCCCUCGCUGUGUUUUCGUAAAAGUUAAGCACAUCUUCAGAAAUGACAUUAAAACUUGUGUGACAGGCAUCACAGGGUGCUUUCUUUACUUGCUCGUUUGCAGGGCAUUGAUUACAUCAUAUGUAAUGGAUCAGAAAUCAUAAAAAUGCUUGUUUUCAUAUCUCAAAGUGAGGGGUGGUUUUCAGAUAAAUAGCAGAAGGAAUGUGCUGAAUUUUGGCAUUAUGUGCUCAUAAUCUUGUCAUAAAAUUGAUGAAACUGAAAGCGUAUGACUUCUGUCAUUCACUUAACGGGCUCUACACAUCACUGCCAUGCCACACAGACACAAAGCCUGUAAUAAACAUGUCAUGGGAGGCUACUCAGCUAACCACCAACAGUAUGUGAAGGAGAUAGUUAGAAAACUUCUAAAUCUUAAAAGUAGGAUCAUGUAAUAAACAUGUCCCUGUGACUGUGGUUGCCAUACAACACGUAAUCAAGUCUAAAUAAUAGAGCAGUCCUUGCAGGGCACAUUUAGAACUCAUAUAAUGUACAAUAGAAAAAUUCAUGUCUGACUUUAAAAUACAGCCUAUCCAGUGAUGUCACAGCUGGUAAAAUUCUUGCAUUAAUUAUGAUUUGAACGUUUUGACUGUAAAAAUGUUGUUUUCUCUUCUCUCUUUAAUGCAACUGCAUCUCAAAAAGUUUUAUUUCUUAAAAUUAAUAUUUCAGCCCUUGUGUUUUUAACAGGGUAGAUCAACAAUAAUAAAAUAUGAUUUGUGUUUGUUUGUCUGUGUGUUUCUGCACUUGUUGCAUAGAGGGGUCAUGCUUCUCCCUGCUUCAUCGUUGCAGCAAAGAUUUGUAGAGAUGCUGCGAAUCCCCCAGCUGACCACUCCUGACUGGUCUAACUGGACUUGUUAAGCUUACAGUAUAAUAUGCCUUGUGGUUACUGUUGCGGUGAUUUGAUGUGAAUAAACCUGAAAAGUUUGUCAGCCGGAAGACGCAGAUUUUUGUCACAUUUGUGUCUAUUUUUUGUUUUUUGUUUAUUUGUAAGCAAACACUUCUAUGGCUCGCUAAAGCUGACUUUGCUCUUUGGUCUGUGCUGGCUCUCACGUUCACAUGCGCUUCACGCUCUUGCUUCUUGACUCUCUGCGAGCUGUAAGCCUCCAAACUAACCAAAACAAUGCAAACAACAAGUACCAAACAAGUGUGUUGAUCUUGAAGUGUUUCAGUUUUUCAACGUAAAAUUCCUGGAAAACUGUCGUGCUAUCAUCUAGUGAGUAUUAAGGACUUUCUUAACAAACAGCAACAGAUGAAGAUGUUCUGAGCAGCUGUGGAAAUAGAGCCAUCACACGAGUCGUAGGCAGGGCGCUGAGAGCUCAGUGCUAUCUUCUCUCAUCAGAAUUGGCUAUGAAAGGGUCAGCAUGUGUGCUCUCCUGCCAAUAUUUCACUAUAUGUGUUCACGCUGUUUUGCAGAUACAGGGGUAAAAUUGUCAGACCCUUUCACCCUCAUGUGUUAUAAGUCCCAUUAAUAGCACACUGAUCCGCAUAAGCUGUGUUGACCCCAUAAUGUUCUCCCUAGUGGGUGCUCGCAGUGGUGGCAUUGAGGUCACUCGUGUAUCGUUUACAUGUUUGUUGUAAUUUAACGCUCGUUUAAGCUUGUUUUCACCGUGUUGUUGUGUUUCGGACACGAGGUAUAUAUCCUCACAUCUGUUUGGAGUGACAACCCUCCUAAUUUGACUCCCGCCCUCAUUCUCACCCCUGUUUACCCCCAGCAUGCCCUGCUACCCAGCUGACCUUAUCAGCACGUUGGGGCAGGAGUGCAGGGUCCCACAGGAGGACGGGGCUCCGCUCAUCCACCCGGCUUAGGAGGGCAGGGAUUGGGUUUAGGCGACAGGUGCCAGAGGGACCAGCCAGUCCCUUUGCAACAACACACACAUACACUCGCACACAUGGAAAUAUAUACACACUGAAUCUGGCCGUGCCUUAAUCCCCAGCCAGCUGUUGCAGUUGCUAGCCCAAUCAGUCUAAAGUGUCGAGCACUGGGAAAGCUUGUGUGCGUUUGUUUGUCAGGGUGGAGGGAAAUGUGUGCGGGGAGGGUCAGGUAGCUGUCAUACAUGCCAGUCAUCCUAGCAGUCCAGUGCAUUUGGAAUUGGACCCCUCUCCACCCGAUGACGGCCCGGGCGCCCAGUCUGAUAAAUUCAUAACACAUGUUCCUGGCACCGUCUCACACACUCACAAAUAAUACACCCUCAUUCAUUAUCCUCCCUCUGGCUUAGAUAUGCCCAAUCCUAUCACAGACCACGCCAAAGGCCAGUAGAGGUGAGACAGGGCAGACACCCCUCUCUCCUCACAACACCCUCCUCUCCUUUGAGCUGGCCCAUCCUUGUGUGACCCUAUAGACACGGGCUAAUCCAUCAGGAGCACGGGGCGGGGGUGUUUGGGUAAGGGUUAUGGAUUGUGCUGCGUCUGCUGUCAGAGGGUAUCGCUGCCAGUUUGUGGCUCAUGUCAUCACUGGGGUUUCUCAACAUCUAGCAGAUUAUAGCAGGAUGGCACCGAUUGUCAAACAGAGUCCACUGUAAAAAAUCAUAAAGGCCCAGGCAUUGGUGAGACACGCGAGCUAAUACUGGUAUUUACUGAAAAUUUCAAUCGGAUAAAAUCACUCACAAUCGGCUGCUUUGUACCAGAGUUCGCCUUUCUCUUACAGUUCUGAUGUUACAUGCCUCUAAUGUGAUGUAUGAGAAAGUUAACUGAGUUUUUUGGUCAUAGAGCCGCAUCACUCCUAACGUUUAUUAUUUAUGUUUAACAUUUAUUUAACCCACAGGUUAAACUCUAGUGAUUAAUAACGUCUUUUGCACGAGUAUCCUGGGCCCAGAUACGCAGCACCGUUGUUGCUCAGGUGCCUUUAGGAAAAAAGAUGAUUUGCAGAACAGAAAUAAUAUUAGGAAUGGUUAGUUAAUGUUAAUGUGGUAAUGUAAGCUAGCCGAGUGUGAAGCAGUCGAGGGUUGAAUCGUCUGGUUAGUAGUCAACCAGACUUAGCUCGUUACCCACAGCCGGCAAAUAAAUGGAUGGACGAGUUUAUUUCUUUCUCUUUAAUACUGCUUGACAAAAAUAGAAAAUAUUGUACUGUACUUUAGUACUUGUUUAUUAACGUGUACAUAGCAUUCAACAUCACAGUGCAGGAUCAAACCGUUAGAAGCUUCAGCAACACAGAUGGAGACAAUCAUCAACAUUGCAGCAGCACCGAACACGGAGAUGAGAAACACAAAAUCAAGGAUAUAGCAGAUUACCAUAAGCAGCUGAUAACCCACCUAAACUAAUUUCAUCAGCUGGGCUCUUGGGGAGGCUUCAAGGGUAAUCUGAAUGCUGAUCGAAAGCCUUUUUUUUUCCCAUGACAGGAACACAGCUUCUUGCUUAUAUGGGCACACCGUGGCUGUUAAUAGUCCCGUUUCUGUAAAGCAAAUGCAAGUCUUAUGAUGACUCAUGCUGUGUUUUAAUUUCACUACAUACGUGAUCACAAGAUGAAAAUCUGCAGCACUUGAAGCAAUUUCCGCUGAGCUAAUUUGUUGUUGUUGUCUUAUAAAGCGAGCUGUACAUAGGGAGCUUUAAGACGCUGACAUUCCUCCGCUGAGUGUUUAAAAAAGUGCAGGUAAAAUGAGAAAUUGUUUGUUUUGCUUCCCAGGAAAGGGCAGCUUCCAGUUAGACAUCCUCUUUCACAUGGGUGUCGCUGAAAAGCAAAUGCAAGUCUUAUGAGGAUGAUUCACAUAAUACGAUGAUUUCUUAAUGUCAUUAGUCUAUUAUGUGAUCACAAGAUGAAACUUUGAGCUACAUCACCAGUUCAUAUGGACCAUUUCCACACAUCAUGUUGUGUAUGAAUAUGAUAUCAGUUAAAAGCCACAUCAAUAAGAUGUGUUAAUACGAUCCACUCUGCAGUCACAGUCUAUGCAUUAUCCGGACCAUCCUUUCUCUGUCAAUAACGCAGCUAGUGAUGCUCCCCUGAUAGUGAUUGCUAUAAAAGAGCAGAGUGAGCUCGUAUUGAUAUUGGAAAAAAGGAAAAAAAUAUAUAUGAGGUGAAGUUGUUCAAAUUUCACAUUGACUUUAUUUCUGGGUGUAGCCACGGGAUUGGUAGAGACUUAACAGAAGUAGAUCCAAUAUCAAUGCUUUUAGCCCACAUGGCCAGUCUUCACAUAAUCAAUGCCAUUUGACAAUCAGAAGCAAUUAGCCCAGAAAUAUUUGAAAUGAUGAGUAUAAUAUGUUUCUCGCAGGAAAUACUAAAAUAAACUUUCACAGGACAGAAAACUUUAGUAUUCUUCAGGACAUUCUGCUCUUUUCAAGUAAAGCAAGUAAAGUCUUUUUUUAAAUUUAAGAUUACUAGGAUCCUUCAAGUGUUGAUCGUGUAUAUUAGCAGGCCGGCUCUAACUGCUUAGUUCAAGUUGUUCAAGAGGGCCAUGAAACAUGGUGACAAACAACUAAAUAAGGUUAAAGUUAGGAGUCUCUUCUCAAUAACUGAAACCUAUUUACUCAAAUAGAAAAAUGAAGCUGUGAUAAGUUGGCAUCGCAUCACAACAUCCUUCAGAAUCUUUGACAUUGCCAGACGGUAGCCGGUCUGAUCACGGCCUCUAAAUUAAGAAUGGAAAAUCAUUCCAAAGAAGAAUUUCCACCAUUGUGUGGUUUUAGUCAGUUUUAUGAAAUUUGAUGACGCAUCCAGAUGAUACAAUGAUUUUAGUAAAUAUGCUGCCAAUAUGCAAAGGAUCCCUGCUUUGGUUUGUAAGGAGUCCCGUGGUCUAACUCGUUGCUGGUCUUAUGCUUUUCUUGUACCUUAGCAUCAUAAUCUCGUUGUCUGUUGUGACAGCCAUGUGCUCUAUACACCGUUAACCCACCAUACAGCCCCGUGACAUCAUAACGUCUGUGUUGCACUUUUAAUAGUAGCUCUUCGUUCAGAAAACACUCUAAAAAACCUGUUUUGUAUGUGAAAGUCCUCUUUUUCACAUCGGCAGCGUGUACAUGACCAGGCCCACUAAUGUCACAAUGUUGCUCUGAUGUUGAAGUCACAUUACAGGUUUAACAGCUUUACUAAGAAGACACCAGAUAACGUCUAGUGAUGCUAACUAAUGCCAAUAUUGAACAACUUUGCUUUCCAGUCUGAAUGUAUGGCAUGAUGGGAUUUGUAGUGACCUCAAGGUCUUCCACUCGCUUCAGGUGUUUGGUUAAAAGAAGGAAGUUUGAUGAUGUAUUAACUCUGGGACAUGAUUCAGGCAGGAUGUGGCUUUCAUGGAUACCUAAGGCAUCGGGCCUCUUCUUGAAAGCUGCUGCUUGUAUUUUGCAGCUGAACACUCUAUGCAUGUGUAGUCUAUAGAGUCCAUGUGGUUACUGGACUGUACAGACGUGUGCGUAUAAAACUGAGUGUGUGCAUGUGUGUGUGCGUGAGAGAGAACUGGAGAGCCCCUGAGUGCUCUUUGUGCUAAUAAAACAGCAGCUCUAUGGGACACUGGACACCCUGGAUCAAACUCCAUCACAUUACUGAAAUAUUACACCUCCCCAAGCCAGGGGCCUGCAACCAGUUGAUGUGUGUACAUGUCAAAGGUGUGUGCGACUGCAUACAUCAACGGGCGUGAGUAGUGAUGCAUUCUCAUAUACACAACUGGGCGUGUGAUGAAGUAUGCAUGCAGCCAUGAAUAGUUCUAUGUGUGUUUACCCAUGGUGUUGUCAGCAUCCUGACAGUCCCUUCACAAUAUGCUGUCUGUGUCUGCUCUCUAAGUGCUGGUGCUCGUAUUGAUCCCCGUCCUGUAGGGAGGAUAUUGUAAUAUGUGAAGGCUCGAUGUCUCUUUGCCACACUGCCACAGAACACAUCCAGACUCAGCUGAAUAAAACUGUUCAUCAGUUGUCACAGUAUAGGAAGGAAUUUAAAGUUCUUCCUCUUUCAUGCUGUGGCUGUAUGUAAGAGCACAACUGUGCAGCCUGAGUGACACUUUAUCUUUAUUAAAUACAUUUGAGUGCGUUUUAACCACAUUGUUCAGAAUCGCCCCUUUCGAUUUCUGCCCAUAGUCAAGUGAGCUAAACUAGCAAACUUACUAAGAAUGCAUACACCCCAGACCUUUUGCCCCCUAACGCAACACAGCCUGAUAAUUUCUCACAUUUGUUAUGUGUAGGUCUGCAUAUAUUUGUAUAUCAGGGACAAAGGAGUGGGAGCAGGGGAAGCACAGAGAUUUAAAGCUCCACUCCCAGCGCUUCCUCUCAGGGUCAGGACCUCAAGGCUUUGAUCUCUCAUUAGGGGGCAACCAUAACACAUACACCAGCUCAACCUCUACUAUAUCACUAGCAUGGAGAGAGAGCGCGGCAUGCUUAAAGGUUAAACGGUCUAAUUUAAUGACUCGGCACAAAACACACGGGGUGGAAGAAGAUGAAACGAUAGAUGUUGUGCAGAGAUAAAGAAUGAAUGAAAAAGUGUUAGUAUAUAUAAAUACUGAAAUACAGCUUGACUAUGGCCUACAUGCUUCAGGUUGCGUUAUUGUUUUUAUUCAAGUCACCAGCAGAAAUUUUAAAGAAUCACAAACUCCUGUAAAUUCAGUGUAAUUGUUUUUUUUCUCUAAAAACGGUUGAUAUAGACAUAAACUGUUAGCUGGCAUAAUUAUAGUUGUCAGCCUUAAUUUGUCAAAGCCCAGUGUGGCCAUAGGGCAGAAAACAGUGGCAGAGCCAAAAACAAAGAUUAUCACUCCUUAUCAGAGGGUGAGGACAGCGAGACGUUGUUAGGAAUCAGCAAUGAUCCCGAUUUCAGUCUCAAUUCCACCCAGCACAGAUGAGCUCAGGGCCUGCCAUCACAACUAAAUUGCACUUGACCGUGACAGGUGUUUAAUACAGCGUAACACUGGAUUAGAUGACACGUUAAUGAAUCUUAGGGUGAAACGGGACAAAUACACAAAGCAAUUCAAAGAGCGAGAGAAAGCCACGUAGAUGUUUCAUGUUUUUAAUGUUAAAAUAUAAUUAUUGUUAUUAUUCAUGAAUUUUCAAAUGUAUUGCUUUACCAUACAGCUGUUGAACUAGUAAAGCACAUCCUUGAUUAUUUUGGGAUUAUUUACUUUACGUUUCUGAACCAAAACAUUUGUUUUAGUGGUUGGAUGUUAUGUCCAGUGGAUUGUGAAUUCUGUUUUUUAGUUAAUAACAGUAUUUUUUUUUAAACAAAUAUUUGACAGAUUUUUAAAAUUUGCAGCCACAUCAUCUGACAUAUUUAGUACUAAUCUUUUUUCAGUAUUAUCUAAAUAAGAUAACAUGACAAAUGAGACUUUAUUUAUCCCAUAUUUGGAAAAUGAUUUUGUAGCAGCUGAUAAAAUAAUAAUUUAAAAAAUAGUCAUCGUCACUAUAAUUAUCAUCGUGCAUACUUAUCAUAUACAAAUUCAUUUCAGUUCAGUUUUAUGUAUAUAACGCUAAAUCACAAACAAGUUGCCUUAAGGCGUUAAUAUUAUUCUGUACAGGCCUACAGUGAUAUAGAGAAGGGUUAGCAUUAGUAAGAUGAACUAUUACAAAUUCAUCUAAGCAAAUAAAUUUUUAAAUGAUAACAAAAUUUUUAAAAAAGUGAUAAAUUAUUAAAAGUUAUACAUUAUGAGUGUUAGUGCAUGUGUUUUGAAAGAUUUCUUGCAUCGUGUAUCAUGUACCUGUAAUCACAUAGUAACACUUGCACUGAAAGCCUGAAAAUUAAACCCGUGGUUUAGGCUUGAAUUAAUUUGCCACUAUGUGUUUAUACACCAGUCUGCAGUUUACCAUUAGUCAUUAUUUAUCUCUGGCUGUCUCUCUCCCCUCACCUCUCGCUGAUUGCAGCUGCCGCUCCCUCAGCCUGGUUCUGCUCGAGGUUUCUUCCUGUUAAAAGGGAGUUUUUGCUUCCCACUGUUGCUCAUAGGGGGUCGUUUGAAUGUUGGAGUUUUUCUCUGUAUUAUUUUAGUCUUUACCGUCAAAUAUGAAGUGCCUGGAGGCAACUGUUAUUGCCAUUUGGCACUAUUUAAAUAAAACUGAAUUGAAUUGAACCACUAAUUUUUUAAUGCUUCAGAUGUUGCUCUAGCCUUAAGUUUAUAGUGAAAACAUAAAUAUCUGACUGAAAUCUACCAAAAGAAAUAAGAAAUUGACACCACCUGAAUUUUCUACCACUUAUUUGAGUCUGCCCGCCACCAGGCCCUCUGAUCACCACCAGUAGGCAACGGGUGAAGUGUCUUGCCCAAGGACAAAACGACCGAGAAUGACUGAGCCAGGGCUCGAACCGGCAACCUUCUGAUUAUAAGACGAACGGCCAACUCUUGAGCCACGAUCGCCCCACAUUACACUUUUGGAAAUCCUUAUGCUCAAGCAUGGUGUUUGUUAUCUACAAGCUGUGCAUCUUAUCAUAGAAGUCCAACAAAAAACACAACUGGGGUUCGGAUCGAGAAGGGAUGUAACUCCCAGUCACAUCCCUUGAGGUCACACUCUCCUUGCCCAUAUGAGUGUACAAGUCCCCAGUAGGUGAGUGAAGUCCCAAACAUCACUGGAUACACCGAACUGUCAUUUUGUCCCAUAAGUGCAAGCAACAGGCAGGACCUGUUCAACUUCUUUGUCCACCUGGAAAACAUACAGACACUGAACUGGGGGAAAACACGUGUAGCAGCCACUCUACUCCCGAAUAACCAAAGCACCGAGUCCCUCCUACAAGUGGUGGGCCCACAGGAGGGAGGACCCAUGUAUUGGUGUCUCUGGUGUCACAGUGAGACCCUUUGUUCAAUAAACACUUGCUAAGAGGUUUAGUCAUGGUUUAAAAAGUCACACUUCUUAUACAUUUGCUUAUUUAAGGACAAGUCCAAAUGAUGCUGUUCUCAUUACACAUAAAGAAGAAUGCAGGAUUCCAGUUCUUUAGCUGCCAUUUACUGUUAUUUAAUUGCAAGGCCAAAUUCUUUAAAUUAUUUAUGCAUAAAUAAAUGACCAAUUUCUACAUAUUCAGUAUAUCAUAAUAUUCAGCCAUUAUUUGAAUGUCUCCUGAAGUGCAUUCCCAGGUUUAGCCUUCUCAGCGGUAAAAAUGUGAAUCCAAAGUCAAAAGGUGUGAUUGAUCAUGCUGUGGAAAAUGAAACUCAUGUGAAUGUUUUUGCUUCGACAUUCAGGGACAUUUCCCAGUGGCGCCAGAGGAGGUUAGGCGGGUUAAGAAUCUUAGCAGGACUGCUAAAGCCUUUUGGAGCGGCUCCUUAUUAAUCUCUCCCACACCCCCAGCAAGACAUUAGCAAUAGGUUUAGGCCGAUUUACCUCGCCAGAUUUUUCCAAUCAGUCGUACACAUGUGUACACAAACACAGAUACAGAAAACUAUAUUUUAUCUACACACUUGCAGACUUUAACAACAAGCAGCUGUUUUCCUUGCAUGCAUCUGUCUGUCUUCUUCACUCGUCUGUUCUUCACUUCACUCAUUUCUUGCUUCACUUUGUAUAAAGUUACAUUUCUUUCAUUCCUUUUUCUCAACUUCAUCAUUUCCACCCCUUUUUGGAUGAAGCCACCAUUCUCGUCUCCAAUUUUCUUUCUGCUCUAGCAAUUUCCUUCAUAGCUGUCUUUCUAUCAAUUUAUUUCCUGUAUUCUUCCUUCUCUAUAAUUUCCCGUUUACCUUCAUUUGAUGGGUAUUUGGGUUCUUCAUCUUGUUUCUUCCUAAAGUCAUUCCCCUUUUCUCUUUUGAUUUUGUUUCCUUGAACCAUCCAGUAAGGGAGGUGAUUUAUCACUGUUCUUGGCCUGCAUCAACAUAAUGUGGCUUCUAAGUUUGAUAGAAAAAAAGGUUGUUGUGCAUUAGUUAAAUAUUGAAGUCUCACACAGAAGAGCAGGAUUCAGACCCUGUGUAGUUUUUCAUCUUACAUCUGUUUGUUUUCUCUCACUGGUAAAUACAAUGAUUCUGUUAUAUUAUGGUUGUGGUUUUCUGUAGGCAGCACACAGUUGUACAGUCUUUAAUGUUAAACUCGGUUUUACACUGUGGACCAGUGUCACAAAUAUUAAUGCAAAACUUUACUGCAACACCCUGGUGUGCUGAGAUUUUUGGACUCUCUUUCACACCUCAGCUUGCCACCCCACCCCCUCAAAUCCUAGCAUGGACACCCUGUGUGUUGGAGGGGUGAGUUAAGACCCCCCGACUAUCCUGGAUUAUCCUUCAUAUAAGAGCCUUAGUGCUGGCCAGUACUGCAGGACUACUGUCCACGUCAACAUACACUCUCUCUCACACACACGUGCACACACGUAUGCAAUCAUAUGCUGACCUCAGAGGAGGAAUCAGGGCAACAAGGAUACAGCUCAGUGAUAAGGAAAAAUAAUAACAGGUAGGUCUUCAUAAGUGUGUCUUUCAGCAUCAUGAAUAAAUGAUUCUUCUUUGGACUUGUAAUGGAGUCGCUUUCCUGUCCCUGACUUUAAAAUCGUAGAUUUUUUUCCAAGUCACUUUAGUUAUUUGUGGAUUAAAAAUGUUGGAACAAAGAAAACAAACAUAACAACUUUGAAAUGACAAACUCAGUUAGAUAGUCAAUAGAAAUGUACUUAAUGGCUCAUUAAUUUAUUAUUGUUUGAAGCGAAGGUUCAAACAUUUCAAAUAUCACCUUCGUUUCUCAAUAGCUUUGUUGCAAUUUUAUAGACAUUAGAAUUAAAUUAUUUUCAGUCAAACAGAUUUUUAUGUACUUUCAAAAAUGCAGCAAUUGUACAAAAUGUUAAUAUUUCCCCAUUAAUACCUGUGUAACUGCAGCUUGCAUAUAUUGAUGUGACAGCAUGCUUAUGUUGUAUCAUUUAACUACCACCUACACUACAUCUACACUAUAUGUUGCUGCAAUCAGUGCACUUGUUUGCAGAGCUGCAUUAUUGGUUUCACCUAAAAUAAUUUUUUAAUACUAAAAUAAUUAAAAGAGGGCAUAGCCAUGUCUACAUUUUGCAGUUUAGCUUUAAUGACUGGGGAGAAUGUAGCUCGGCAGAGUUGGAUGGUAGACUGUAGGAUGACUCUGGAAAUCAAGAAGAGCAAGGGAGUGAAGGUAAAAGCACAAGUCGAAGAAGGACGAAUGUUGCACAGAGUUCAGGAAUGAGUUGAGACAUGAUAGAAAACAGCCGGUAGAUGACUGUGAAGGUACAGCUGAAGUGCUGAGAGAAACUGUUGAGAAGGUGUUAGCUGUUUGCACUGGACUGAUAGAAGAAGACAUCGAGGUCUGGUGGUAGAAUGAGGAAGCACAGGAAAGUAUCCGAAGGAAAAGGUUAGCAAGAAAAAGUGGGAUAAGCAGAGAGGUGAAAGAAGUAGACAGGAGAGAGGGUGGAUAAGGCAACGAUUAGCAAGGAGGAAAUGAAGAGGAUGAAGAAUGGGAAUGCAGUUGGUCCCAAUGACGUACCUGUGGAGGUACGGAGAUGUCUGUUUUCCACCAGUACCUACUCAGCUCAACUGCACUUUACUCUGCUUCAAUCAAUUUCCAUUAGAAUUGAGUGCCACCUAAUGUCUCUGGAGUCAUUAUAGCAACAGCGCCAAAGUCCUGUAAUGUCAUUUGUAUGUAACACACUCACAACACAACAAUGGAGGACGUUAAGGUGAUUUUGCUCCUGGUCUCUGGCUCUUUGUCCGACUCGGGGACUGCGGUUGUUAAAAAUGGCAGUUUUGAUUUCUGUGAAAGAGACACUCUCAUGACUUAUUUGGUCACGCUACUGGCUAGUCGAUGCAGUCUGUUGUCACAUUUUCAGAUCAACUCAGAUUGCUUGGAACCCCGGUUGAGUAGGUACCAAAGAAAGACCUGGUACCAGGUACCACUGCCUCUAAAAACUGAGCCGAGCUGAGCCGAGCAGAGUAGGUACCUCAUGAGUGAAAAAGGGAGAAGGCAGUGGAUGUUUUAAUGAAAUUAUUUAACACAGGAGAAAUGAGAGUGUAUGGUUUACAAAGAAAAACUGUACUGAUGCCAAUUUUCAAAAACAGAGCUGUAAAAAUGUUGUUCUGCAGCAUUCGCAACGCCACCACAGGGAUCAGUAUGUUGUCAUUUCUCAAGCAAAAGCCUUGAUAAAACUACUUACGUGGAUAUAAACUCAAAUUCUGCUCCACACUCAUCCAGGAUAUUACUUUUAUAUUAACAAUAAUAGUAUUUGCUAUUCAAAAUAAAAUAAAAUAAAAUAAAAAGUAAAAUAAAUUGUUCUUUCAAAAUGUAGCACCACAUUUCCUUGCCACGGUCAGUAUGAUGAAAACUUGAGGAUGGUGGGUGUGUGUCAUCAAACAGGCGACCAAUGUUCUGCUGCCGUUGUCUGAAGUUUACAGCUUCAUUUAGGAAAACGUCUCGUUCAGUCCACAGAGUUGCUGUGGAGGGCGUUGAUUGAUUUAAGCUCUCUCUCUCUCAGUGUGUGGAUUUUUUUCAGUUGUGUGAUAAAGAGAGAGAGGGAGUGUUUGGGCGGAGAAGGUGGAGAUUAAAGAGGCGGGGUAGUUGCUGUGCUUUGGCCAAUGCUCUAUGGAGGCCAGUCCUAUAAAGCGCUGCAGCCGUGAAAUGCGUUUUAUUGUCGCUUAAUCCUCACACUGUGGCAGAGCCCCA